This is a messenger RNA of Ctenocephalides felis (cat flea), 960 nucleotides long. Its product is annotated as trypsin-like. Gene Ontology annotation, biological process: proteolysis. The record is from RefSeq and is a predicted model, not a curated record. Bases 23 to 826 code for a protein of 267 amino acids. Lineage: Eukaryota; Metazoa; Arthropoda; Insecta; Siphonaptera; Pulicidae. Gene Ontology annotation, molecular function: serine-type endopeptidase activity. The transcript is spliced from 6 exons.
AAGAUAUAGUGUUUUUGCUAAAAUGAAACUGUUUGUACUUGCUCUUUUUGUGGCUGUAGCAUCAGCUGCUCCACCAGCCAGUGAACCCCAAGUAUUGGGUUUUCCCGAUGGAUUCCCACGAGUUGUAGGUGGACACACUGCCAAUGAGCAUCAAUUCCCAUGGCAAGUAUCCCUCCAAAGAUUUGGAAGUCACUUCUGCGGUGGUUCCAUCAUCAAUUCUGAAUGGGUUCUUACUGCUGCUCAUUGCAUCAGUGGCACUUCCGGAUUCGAUGCCGUAGUAGGAAAACACGAUCUUUCAAAAACUGAAGCUACUGAACAGCGAUCUGCCUUCAAGAGAACCAUUGUGCACAAAUCUUAUGCUGGAGGCGUCAAUCCUUAUGACAUCGCUUUGAUCCAAGUUGCCACACCAUUCAAGCUGAACGAAAACGUUAAAGCUGUUAAGCUUCCAACUAAAGAUGAGGCUCACUCAGGACAAGUUACUUUGUCUGGAUGGGGAUCUACUUCUACUUCCAGCUUCCCCAGCUACCCCAAUAAGCUACAGACCGUUGACAAACCAAUCGUACCAUACCCCGAAUGUGAAAAGGCUCUAGGAGGAGCAGGAUCUACUCCAUUGCACCCAACAAACUUGUGCACUGGACCCUUGACUGGUGGAGUUAGCGCUUGCUCUGGAGAUUCAGGUGGCCCACUUGUACAAUAUAACGGAAGCGAGGCUACACUUUUGGGUGUUGUGUCCUGGGGCUACAUUCCUUGCGGUGGUGUUGGAUACCCAUCAGUUUACACCAGGGUCUCUGCUUAUGUGGACUGGAUCAAACAAAAUGCCCAAUAGAUUCAACAACUACGAAAUUUAUUCAAAAUUUUAAUCUCACACGUAACGAAUUAAUGACUUUCUGAUUAGAAGAUUUUUUGUACAUAAAACUUAUUUUUGACCUUUGUUAUUUUUAAAUAAAUUAUAUACACAUA